Messenger RNA from Sus scrofa (pig), 1285 nucleotides. The record is from RefSeq and is a predicted model, not a curated record. NCBI's taxonomy places the organism in Eukaryota, Metazoa, Chordata, Mammalia, Artiodactyla, Suidae.
UUUUUUGGCUGCGUAGGCGGCUGCAAGUGCAGAUGUUUCAGGCUGAGUUGGCAGCUGGUGGUGAGCGCUGCUGGCGGAGGCAGUUCAGAGACCGAGGAGAAUAAUGAAUGGAGCAGGGAGACCCUCGCGUAUUGACAGCCGCGAGCGGGUUCUCAAGUUAGGCGAGAGUUUUGAGAAGCAGCCGCGCUGCGCCUUCCACACUGUGCGCUAUGACUUCAAACCUGCUUCUAUUGACACUUCUUGUGAAGGAGAGCUUGAGGUUGGCAAAGGUGAACAGGUGACAAUUACUCUGCCAAAUAUAGAAGGUUCAACUACACCAGUAACUGUUUUCAAAGGUUCAAAGAAACCUUACUUAAAAGAAUGCAUUUUGAUUAUUAACCAUGAUACUGGGGAAUGUCGACUAGAAAAACUCAGCAACAACAUCACUGUAAAAAAAACAAGAGUUGAAGGAAGCAGUAAGAUUCAGUUUCGUAUAGAGCAACAGCAGCAACAAAUGCGAAAUUUAGCUAAGACUCCCAAUCUUGUAAAACAUUCUCCACCUGAAGACAAGAUGUCCCCAGCAUCUCCCAUGGAUGAUAUUGAAAGAGAACUGAAGGCAGAAGCUAGUCUAAUGGACCAGAUGAGUAGUUGCGAUAGUUCAUCGGAUUCCAAAAGUUCAUCAUCUUCAAGUAGUGAGGAUAGUUCCAGUGAUUCAGAAGCCGAAGAGUGCAGAUCCUCUCCUGAUCCAGGGAAUUAUAUCUCGGAACAUCCUACCAUGUCUGCCAUGCCACAGUGCAGGACUCCUGAGAUUGAUGCCAGUCGAAAUAAAUAUUAUGACAAUGGCCUUAUGAUGAAUACUUUAAGAAAUGAUUUGCAGCUGAGUGAAUCAGGAAGUGACAGUGAUGACUGAAGAAAUAUUCAACAAUAAGUAUAAAAUUUUCAAGACGUGAUAAUUUAUUUUAUAUUAUGAAUAAAAAUUCCUAGGGCUGAGGAAAAUGUAUCAAUUUUUGAUGAUAAAGUUGUGAUUCAGAAUUUUCAGUUAAUGUUACUUUUUUUUUUUUUUACCAUUUAUGAGUACCAGCAUUUUCAUGUGUUUUGUUUAAUGUUAAUGAAACUCUACUGAAGUUUUACAGAUGAGAAAACAAAUUUAGAAGUUAGGUAAUUUGCCCACAUACUGUUAGUUAACAAGUGUCAGAUCAACUGUUCUAAAGUUCAAGUUCAGUGUUCUGUUUUAUCAUACUGCUGUCUUCAAUUAUGAAAUGUCAGAACUACUGAUUUAUAAUAAAUGUCCCUGGUCUUGAUUAUA